AUGAGCCCUGAAGCCCUGCAGAGUGUAAAUUUCAGCAGCCCCACUACAUUUCUUCUCUUGGGUUUUUCCAAUGCCUACAAAGCACAAGUAACUCUCUGCCUGGGCUUCUUACUCAUCUAUCUGGUGACUCUGCUGGGGAACCUCCUCAUAAUGACCCUUGGCUGGCUGGAUGGUCACUUGCAUUCCCCCAUGUAUUACUUUCUGGGCCAUCUCUCUUUCCUGGACAUCUGCUACUCCUCUGUCACCCUUCCUAAGAUCCUCAAGGACUCCUUCUCACCACAGAAGACCAUUUCCUUUGUAGGCUGCGUUGCACAGAUCUAUUUCUUCCUUUGCUUUGGAGGCUCUGAGUGCAUGCUCCUGGCUGCCAUGGCCUACGAUCUGUAUCUGGCCAACUGCCACCCCAUCCACUACACAACACUCAUGAACAAGAAGAUUUGCCGCUGCUUAGUGGCUGUUUCGUGGCUGAGUGGCUCAUUAUCCUCUCUAAUCCAAACCUUCCUCACAGCCCACUUAUCCUUCUGUGGAUCCAAUGUGAUUGACCACUUUUUCUGUGAGGUGCCCUUCUUGCUGAAGGCGUCGUGCAGCCCUAACAUUCAACUCAACAAGGCUGUGUCAUAUACUUUGGCUGGGACUAUUGCAAUGGGGUCUUUCAUCCUUAUUCUCAUGUCAUAUGUUCGCAUCAUCCAGGCUGUCCUUCAGAGGAGAGCAGGAAGGCAAAAGGCCUUUGCUACUUGCACCUCCCAUUUGACUGUGGUGUCCCUGUUCUUUGGUGCUGGAGCCAUCACAUACUUGGUGCCUCACUCCAACCACUCCAAGGAGAUGCAUGAAGUCCUUGCCCUGCUUUAUGCUGUUGUAACCCCUAUGCUGAACCCUGUCAUCUACAGCUUGAGAAACAGUAAAGUCAAAGGGGCCAUCAGGAAGGCCCUGCACAGGGGGCUCACAGUGCUGGACAGAGGGCACAGCCAGCAGUUUCUAAUUCUCUCUAAUCAAUGGCUUGCGGGGAAAUGGCGUACCAUCGCCAUCGCUUCUGAUUCUGACUGGAUUGAAGACCUUCGGAAAAAUGGGAGGAUGUCCAUGAGCACUGUAGAACCUCAAAGUACUGGUGAAAUAAUCAUCAAGACAUUUAUCCCUAGCCCUGCAGGAUGCCGGCAGAGGAUGAUGGUCCUGAAAAAGACUACUUAUCCCGGUCAAUACACAAACUCCCAUGGAAUUCUCAAUGAUUGUGGCCUGGUUGACACUGACUAUACCAGUUAUGCCAUCGUCCUCAGCCACCGAGACUACAAUGGACAGAAGAUCUUAGUGCUGUUUCUCUAUGGCAGAAAUACUGAAGUGAAACCCAUCGUGUUAGAGAAAUUCAAUGACACCAUAAAGGAAGUGGGACUUUCCAAGAAUCAGAUGGUCAUGCUGCCCAAAGCCAAGCGCCUGGUCCCUGUGGCCCUCUUUACCAUCAGGAACUGCUAA
Messenger RNA from Rhea pennata, 1461 nucleotides. RefSeq names its product olfactory receptor 10A7-like. The transcript has 7 exons. The coding region runs from base 1 to 1461 and encodes 486 amino acids. Gene Ontology annotation, biological process: G protein-coupled receptor signaling pathway. Gene Ontology annotation, molecular function: olfactory receptor activity; odorant binding; G protein-coupled receptor activity. The record is from RefSeq and is a predicted model, not a curated record. Lineage: Eukaryota; Metazoa; Chordata; Aves; Rheiformes; Rheidae. Gene Ontology annotation, cellular component: membrane.